Anisakis simplex (herring worm) is the source of this 759-nucleotide messenger RNA. The record is from the annotation of a GenBank genome assembly. Lineage: Eukaryota; Metazoa; Nematoda; Chromadorea; Rhabditida; Anisakidae.
AUGUAUCGGUGUCUUGGAACAACGAUCGAAUUUCUUCCCUUUCAGAUCAUUAGAUGCCAAGCUGCGGUUGCUUGGGAAGCCAAGAAACCCUUGUCAGUCGAGCAAAUUGAGGUUCAUCCUCCGAAAUCGCACGAAGUGCGAAUCAAGAUCCUCUACACGGCAGUCUGUCAUACGGAUGCCUAUACGUUGGGCGGUCUCGAUCCUGAGGGUAUCUUCCCCUCAAUUCUUGGACAUGAAGGUGCUGGCAUUGUGGAGAGUGUUGGUGAAGGAGUGACUAAUGUGAAACCAGGAACUCCACUGAACAACAUUUCAGGCGAUCAUGUUAUUCCAUUGUACACACCACAAUGCAAAGAAUGUGAUUUCUGUAAGAAUCCAAAAACGAAUCUUUGCCAAAAAAUUCGUGCAACUCAAGGACGUGGCGUGAUGCCCGAUGGAACGGCUCGUUUCUCGUGCAAGGGCAAAACGCUCUAUCAUUUUAUGGGUUGCAGCACAUUCAGCGAGUACACAGUCGUGGCUGACAUUUCGGUGUGCAAGAUAAACGAUAAAGCUCCGCUAGACAAGGUGUGCCUACUGGGUUGUGGUAUCUCGACGGGUUACGGUGCGGUCAUAAAUAAUUGUAAGGUUGAGAAGGGAAGUACCGUGGCUGUAUGGGGACUAGGUGCUGUUGGACUAGCCGUUAUAAUGGGUGCGAAAGCGGUUGGUGCAAAACAGAUUGUUGCGAUUGAUAAACAUGAGGACAAGUUCAAACGUGGUAAGUAA